UAGGGAUAGAGAGAGAGAGAGUGGGACACGAGGCAGAGAGAACGAGAGAGGUUCCGUGCGUAAAAGAAGAGCAAGAGAGAAACAUUUCGGAUGACCGCACGGCAAGUUCAGCGCACUGCGCACACCCGCAUGUCCCACCCAGACAUGCGCUUUCUCGUCGUUUUGGCCGUCCACCUCCGCUGUCUGCCGCUGCUGCAGGCCAUCCCGAACAACCCCGAGUCCAACCCGGACGCCGAACCCACGGCUGUUCUCGAGCCAGCCGGGCUGCAGCAGCAGCUGCAGCAGCUACAGCAGCAGCAGCAACAGCAGCAUCAUCUCGCCGGGCCGGGCACCCUGCGUUCGGCUGGCAGGGAGCCGCGGCACUGGGGAAAAGCGGGCGCGAGGAAGGGAUCUCUGUACUGCAGGGUGGGCAUUGGGUACCACCUGCAGGUCCACGCCGACGGGAGGGUGAGCGGGACCCACACGGCAACUCUGCUAAGUAUGCUGGAGAUAUUCGCCCUCUCGCCGGGCAUCGUGGUCAUCAGGGGAACCUACAGCAAUCGAUUCCUGGCCAUGAACUACAAGGGGAAAAUCUACGCCUCUGCAAAGUUCAACAACGAGUGCAGGUUCCGCGAGACCUACCAGGAGAACAGCUACAACACAUACUCCUCGGCCGCCCACCCCAUCACACCAGCGCCGCACGCCAGCGCCUGGUACCUGGCCCUGAACAAGCGCGGCCUCCUGCGACGCGGCAACAGCCCCCGUCUGGGACCCAACCACGUCUCGACGCACUUCUUGCCGCUCUUCAGCGGCACGACGGACGAUUCCGCUCGUGCCUCCGACGCCGCGGCCGUCGCCGGCGAUAAGACGUUUCGCUUCGUCGGCAAGAAGGCGCCGGCAUCGGUGGCCGUGCCCAAGCAGACGACGGCCCGAUCGGCGCCGCCGGCCGUCAAGGUGCAAAGGAAGGCCGCGGAGAGCGCACCGAGGUACUGGCCCAAAUUUCGCUUUGGGUGACGUCGCGAGAGAACGACAAGAAAAAAGAUGACCGUGUUUAGGAGGCCAUUGCAGCUGCUGGUGUCGAAAUGCGGCCGUGUGCCGUUGCAGCUGUUGGAGCGCUCGACUCGCAAGCGGGUGGGAUGUGAGCUCGGAUCCCGGCCGGGGAGGCCGACUCAACCAUUCAUCGUAAUCAAUGCAGGGUUGAGAAAAUACGUACCGCUGUUAUCAAGCCAACGGUGCUUGAACUUAUGGCCCUGGCCAUAGAAAUGUGGAGUUUCCACCACUGACCCGGGGCUGUUGAUGCAGGUGAGGACAUUCUGACCCGGACUUUUACCGAAAUUCGGUUGGUCGGUGAAGAGAGGGCCGUCACUGACUCAACGGUCACUGCAUUUAAGGGCAGCAGAGGUAUAACAAUUUCCUGGUUGUUCCAAAUGUUCACGAGAUCGUUGUUUGAUAUUCCUAGCAUACGCUGAGAAAUAAUUGCACAACGUUGUCCAAUUUGGUGAGCCAAAAGUGCAAAAAGUUACUUAUGUUGAGCCAAUAGAGUGCAAGAAAGAUGUAAUUAAAAUUGAAACCCCUUGCUCAGGUGUGGACACGCACGCACACACACACGCACACGUCUUCAACAAGUUUACAGCCGCAACAAAAGUGGAAAUUAUCAGCCUGAGAUUUCAGUUGAGGACGGAAUUGCCUCCGAUGGUGACUUCUGUGAUUGUCUCUGGGAAAUUCACUCACCACGUGCCAGACUAAUAUUGGAGUGGAGUAAUAAUGAAUUAUACAAUAUCAAUGUGAUUGGCCAAUGAUGUCUUUAUCACCAGUGCCUGUGUGCACAGUAGGAACUCAGGAAAUGGGCCUUCAUUAAGACUGCAUUGCUGCAUAGCUAUAAGAUGCCUGGCUGAAAUAAUUGAAGUCCAAAGCUAGCAAUUUCCAUUUGUGCUGUACUUCUGCUGUGUUUGAAAACUAUCUAUUUUUUUUGUUUAAUAUUUAAAAACCUUUUUUUUUAUGAAUGGUCUCCAACAAGGAGGUUGACAAAUGUUCUGCCUUAACUGUCCAUUUGUCCGUAAAUAGGGUGGCACGACAGCACCUAUAAAGAUGAUCCAAUGUGAGAAACAUUUAGUAUAAAGUUGUGUUGCUAUCCAUGUAUUUUCCCGAUUAAAAAGCGGCCCCAUUUGAUCCAGCACAAAAUAUGAAAACAAGUUUUUUGCACGAGACCGAUUGCCGUCGGCUGUCUUAUUGCAAAUUGAAUACUUCUAAAGAUAAACACACGUCGGAAAGCUUUAGAUAGUCCAUGCGCAUCCACGACUAUUCCUAAAUUGUUUAACUUCAAACUAUCUCAUUGAAUGUUACCGGCUCGGUCACAUCAAUUCUUGGCACGAAUUGAGAGGCAACGUUUUCUUUCCGUUUGAAAAGAAGUCCAUUGCUCUGAGCCUAGUCUCAAAACGGUGUUAGACCAGAGGACGCCAAUAGGCCAAAAGGCGUCCUCUGGUCUAACACCGUUGUGAGACGAGGCUCAAAAUAAAGCUGUCUCUAGUGUGAACAAAUCAGUUUCAACGACAAUGCAUAUAUCAUCAGAGUAUGUUUUUUGUUUGCAUUCUGACCACAAGUAUUGUGAUUAAUGCAGACAUGAUUCUUUGAAUAAAGGUUUCAGUUUGGUGUUUUAACAUCUUAACAUCUGUUUGUUGCCAGAAAAAAGGGGUAAACCUAUUAUCUUAUUUUGGUACUGACAAAGAAGGCCCCAUGACGUUUCUAUCUUGUUUGCAACUCUUUUAAACCUUUCACCAAAGUCUGGAUUUGAACUUAAAGGUCACCUUAUCUGCAAUAUACAACAUAUGAUAUUCCACAAAUGUGUGUCUGUCUAUUGAUAGCAGUUGUGUAUCUUGUCAACUGGGUUAUCCUUAACCACCGUCAGCCAUUAUCUAUCCACUGCUGAACGAAGGACUCCUCACACUACGAAUCACCACGCUCCUGUGCAUGAGCUAGGCUCAUCGCUCCACCACCAUUGUGAGCCUGUUGCAGAGUAUUUGGCUGCCAUCAAUGUCCACGUGACAAGCCUCUUCGUCGAGCUGGCAUUUGUGGCCAGGUCGCUUCUGAAAAAGAGCGAUUUAGCUCAGUGGGCCUCACCUGGUAAAAUAAAACUAGUUUAGUUCAGUGGCUCGCCCACUUUGUUGCAACACAUGACCUCCAAUUCCCACUGGACGUGGCCACGUGGCCGCGCGUAACCCACUUUGACAGCGCCUCUCUCGGUGUUCACUCUCAGCGGAUUAUAUUUUGUUUAGGCCACCGAACCUACGGCCUUGACACCGACGUCACGGGCCGCCGAAAUGACGCACGCUGGAGGCAAAACACGGAGCGAGUGGCGGCCUUAACGAAUGCAGGGGACCAGCGGGUAACAAGUGGAGAUGCCUGAAAGGCUGGGGAGAGCUACUCGAACGGGGAUGACGAUGUAAACAGCCAAGGCUGGGCAUGGAAUCGGCAGCUGAAAGGCUGUGCUUGGGACAACUUAUUUAUCUUAUUUAUCUUUGUAUAUCAGCCGUAUUUUACAAGGGCGGGCGGUCAAAAUGAUUUGAUGACGGGGGUUACCAAUCGUGUUCUGAAACGUGUGCAAAUUCAAUAUUG
Molecule: messenger RNA, 3591 nt
Organism: Lethenteron reissneri (Far Eastern brook lamprey)
Lineage: Eukaryota; Metazoa; Chordata; Hyperoartia; Petromyzontiformes; Petromyzontidae
Product: fibroblast growth factor 5-like
Molecular function (GO): growth factor activity
Source: RefSeq, a predicted model, not a curated record